UGCAAGUUCCUGGCUGCUUCUGAGCUCACCCCAUCCUCCGAGAGGGAGGAGGCCAAGUGGUGAUGCUGCUGCUUCUGCCGCCUCGACUGCUGAUACUCUAGUGGAGCUGGAAGGGUGGUUCCUAUUCGCACCAUCGCCAACCAGAGAAGGAGGGAAAAAAAAUUCCCAGCAGCCGCUGCUGAUGUUGGGUUCGGAGGCUGCAUCCGACUCGGUCACAAGGAAAAUGGAUUCAGUUUGCAUCUCUCUCUCCUUUCAGCCGCUUCUCCGGGUCUCAGCAUGGGCUUCGAGGGCAGCAGCUGAGGAGACCUUACCAAGGAGCACCACGCAGUAAAUGCUGAAACAUCGCACUCUGGGAUAAGAAGCAGUAACAUGGCAGCACCUGUUUGAAAGGAAUUAAAAACCAACAGACUCCAUUUAGAAAAGAACAAUGUCCAAGAAAGGGCGAAAUAAGGGCGAGAAGCCCGAGGCGCUCAUCGUCGCCCUUCAAGCUGCCAAUGAAGAACUCAGGACCAAGCUCACAGACAUCCAGAUAGAGCUGCAUCAAGAGAAGUCCAAGGUGUCUAAGCUUGAAAGAGAGAAGACUCAAGAGGCGAAGAGGAUUCGUGAGCUGGAGCAGCGCAAGCACACGGUUCUGGUGACAGAGCUGAAAGCCAAGCUCCAUGAGGAGAAGAUGAAGGAGCUGCAGGCCGUGAGGGAGAAUCUCAUCAAGCAGCACGAGCAAGAAAUGUCAAGGACAGGGAAGGUGCGGGACGGGGAGAUCCAGAGGCUCAAGUCAGCUCUGUGUGCUCUCCGCGAUGGCAGCAGUGAUAAAGUAAGGACAGCGCUCACCAUCGAGGCCCGGGAGGAGGCCCGAAAACUGUUUGAUGCAGAGCGCCUUAAGCUCUUACAGGAAAUUACGGACCUGAAAACUGCCAAGAAGCAGGUGGAUGAGGCUCUAAGCAAUAUGAUCCAGGCGGAUAAAAUCAAGGCUGGGGACCUUCGGAGUGAGCAUCAGUCCCACCAGGAAGCCAUCUCGAAGAUCAAGUGGGAGUCGGAGCGGGAUAUUCGGAGGCUGAUGGAUGAAAUCAAAGCCAAGGACAGGAUCAUCUUUUCCCUGGAAAAGGAACUGGAGACCCAAACCGGCUAUGUACAGAAACUCCAACUGCAGAAGGACGCUUUGGAUGAACAACUCUUUCUGGUCAAGGAGGCUGAGUGUAACAUGAGCAGUCCGAAACGGGAAAUUCCAGGAAGAGCAGGAGAUGGCUCUGAGCACUGCAGCAGCCCAGAUUUGCGAAGAAAUCAAAAGAGAAUAGCUGAAUUGAAUGCCACUAUAAGAAAAUUAGAAGACAGGAAUACCUUGCUUGGAGAUGAACGAAAUGAAUUGUUAAAACGCGUGCGGGAAACUGAAAAACAAUGUAAACCUCUCCUGGAAAGGAACAAGUGCCUCGCCAAGAGAAACGAUGAACUGAUGGCGUCUUUGCAGCGCAUGGAAGAGAAAUUGAAAGCUGUGACCAAGGAAAAUUCAGAAAUGAGAGAAAAAAUAACAUCCCAUCCACCCUUGAAGAAAUUAAAAUCUCUGAAUGACCUCGAUCAAGCUAAUGAAGAACAAGAGACAGAGUUUCUAAAACUUCAGGUCAUUGAGCAACAGAACAUAAUCGAUGAGCUCACAAGGGACCGAGAAAAGCUCAUCCGUAGGAGAAAGCAUAGAAGAAGUUCCAAGCCAAUUAAGAGGCCUGUUUUGGACCCAUUUAUUGGCUAUGAUGAGGACUCCAUGGAUUCAGAGACAUCAUCCAUGGCCUCAUUUAGAACAGACCGAACACCAGCUACUCCUGACGAUGACUUGGAUGAAAGUUUAGCAGCUGAAGAAUCUGAGCUACGAUUUCGACAAUUAACAAAAGAAUACCAGGCCCUCCAGAGAGCAUAUGCCCUCCUGCAGGAGCAGGCUGGAGGCAUCAUUGAUGCUGAAAGAGAAGCCAAGGCUCAAGAACAGCUCCAAGCAGAGGUGCUAAGGUAUAAAGCCAAGAUUGAAGAUCUGGAAGCGACUCUGGCUCAGAAAGGGCAGAUAGAAAAACAGGAGGCAGAAAAUCACCGGUUACAACAGGAACUGCAGGAUGCCAGAGACCAGAAUGAGCUGCUGGAGUUUCGAAACCUAGAGCUAGAAGAAAGAGAGAGACGAUCCCCUCCAUUUAAUCUACAAAUUCACCCAUUCUCAGAUGGCGUGAGUGCUCUACAGAUCUACUGUAUGAAAGAAGGUGUGAAGGAUGUGAACAUCCCUGAUCUCAUAAAACAGCUUGACAUCUUAGGUGAUAAUGGGAAUUUGAGAAAUGAAGAACAAGUGGCCAUAAUUCAGGCCAGCACUGUGCUGUCCCUGGCAGAGAAGUGGAUCCAGCAAAUCGAAGGAGCAGAGGCUGCCCUGCAUCAGAAAAUGAUGGAAUUGGAAAGUGACAUGGAACAAUUCUGCAAAAUAAAAGGCUAUCUGGAGGAAGAACUAGACUACCGGAAACAAGCGCUCGACCAAGCAUAUAUGAGGAUCCAGGAACUAGAAGCUACUUUGUACAAUGCUCUGCAGCAAGAAACUGUUAUCAAGUUUGGUGAAUUAUUAAAUGAAAAACAGCAAGAGGAGUUGAGGACGGCAGUAGAAAAGUUACGGCGGCAGAUGCUGAGGAAGAGCAGAGAGUAUGACUGUCAGAUUCUUCAGGAGAGAAUGGAGCUCCUACAGCAAGCCCAUCAGAGAAUUCGUGACUUAGAAGAUAAAACAGACAUCCAGAAAAGACAAAUAAAGGACUUAGAAGAAAAGUUUCUGUUUCUAUUCUUGUUCUUCUCUCUUGCCUUUAUUCUAUGGCCUUGAUGUCAAGGUGCCUCUUAAAGAGUAACCGAAAACACGGAUAAGACCCCAGAAAGGCAAAUACUUCUAAACCUUCAAAGAUGGCAGAAAUGUUUACAGCACUGAGAGGGAGAUCAAAGCUAAGAACUACCCUGUAGCCAGGACUACAACUGUGUAUUUUAAAGCCAUUAUUCAAGGUUUCUUACUUGACAGUUCCUACAUGACCCUGUUGAAAAUCUACAAUAUAUGCUGCAUUUAAUGAAACAUGUAUAUGUCAAACCAGAAGAAAAGAACUGUAAACAUAUAUUGUGUAAAGAAAAAAUUCAGCAAUGGAAACAGUUUCAGCAGAUCAAGCAAAGAUGUGUCUUGGGCAUGGAACCAAAGUUACAAAGAAACAUUCUACCCCUGCUGUGCAGGGGGGUCAUUUUAAUGUAACACCACACCCCAUGGAAACAUUAGUCCUGAAAUAAACGUCAUUUGAAAAAAUGAAAACAAAAAAACAAGGGUGGGGGGGAAUGAAGCACGAGGAAUACCUAUGAGGAGCUAUUUACAAUAAAAUGUUUCAUUUGAAAAGUCUGGUUUCUUACUACAGGGAUUUGCUUUUCUGUCUUUAUUAUUGUUUAAAACUCAGGAACAGAGACAUCUGCGAUGUGAAUGGGAAGAAAAGCAGUCUCUCUCCGUUUGUUUUUUCUGCAAAAGGUGGAGCUUGUGGGGUGCAUUCCACAGGUGACAGAUGAGAAGUGGAUCACAGUGACCCCAGCUAAACUGGCCACUGAGGCGAAGGACCCAGGCGAAUGUAACAUAAGAAAUAAAAGCAGAUUUGAUGCUUCCUUGGCCUUCUGUCACAUCUGUGUUCCUCCACGAGCAACAGACUGAUCUCUUUCAUGUCGAAAAUUAAGAAGAAGAUGCUCUAAAUCACAAGCUCCCUGACACAGUUCUGUUUAGAAUGACACCGUCUAUAAGGAACAUGGGCCAGAGAGCAUCUCUGAAUCUUUCCAUUUCCAAAAUACUGGUUUUCAAAUGGCUGCUUAAAGUUGCCUGCAUAAAUAUAUGAUUUGAAUAAAAACACAAUAGAGGCAAUAAGUAAACUUCUACCAACAGUUAAGUUUGCCACAGAGAUGUGAAUAUUAAAUGUAAUUAUGAGUUUUUUUUAAGUAUCCUGAUAUGCCUAGAGCAUUCUGACCUCUUAUCAUUUAGACUGAUAACAUUUUUUCCCAGAGAGCUGACAGCAACAAGAUAACUACUUUUUUAAAAUAGAAGUAACAUUAUGUUACUGAUAUGGUCAUUUUCUACCAGAGAUGAUGAGAAGACUGGUACUUUUCCUAAGUUAUGUAAUACUGAGUCUUGGAUUCAGCUCUGAGAGCAAAUAAAUAUUCCUGAAAAGCUAAUUUUACACCUCAUUUACUGUAGAUAACAAAACAGCCUCAAUUUUUCAAAUUGUCAAGGUUUUAUUUACAGGGCUAGAAUUCCCAUGCAUAAAGAAUGUGUGUAGGGAGCCAGAAACUCUUUCUAUGAAAUGUUACACAAAUCCUUCCUUAAGUGGGUUCAGUAUAUUAUUCUUUGGUUUUAGCACUGGCAUUUUCAAAGCCAGAACAAUAACUGAAGAAUGUAUAAGAAAAGCUAGAAUGCUGGGGUCUCACUUUUUGUUCUUAUAUUUACUGCUGACCCAGGUAUCUUUGGCCCAGUCACUUAACCUCUCUGUGCCUCAGUUUCCUCAUCUGCAAAAUGAGGUUCAAAUGCUUUUUCAUAGCUGGUUUUUUUUUUUUUUUUGCAAUUCUGGAACAAGAGGUGCUUAAAGUAGCACAAUGUGCUUUGUAAUUAUUAUGACUGCUGUGUUAUUUGACUUUCUUGUAUUUUUGAGAAAAAGAGUCCUCUGUGUAAUAAAAUAGUGCUUCAGUUUGGUUAAAUCUAAGCACUACAGCACUGAAGCCUUUCCCAUCAAACUACCUGGGACAUUACUAGCAAUAAAGAUUGACAGAUCCAGAGCCCAGAUCUCUAAUAACCUGUAGUAAAUAGAUCAUCUCAUGCUAUUGAGCAAGAUAGAAGAAUGUGUCAUUUCAGUGGUAAGCAUCUCCUAGCUCUCCCUGUUGUAUAUGCGUGCCAUGAUACAAAACUCCACUUUUAUGAUAGGAGAGCCAACCAUGAAAUUAAGGCUUGGAGUGAACCGAUAGCAUCACAUAAUUAGUCUGAUUAUCCCUUUCAUUUUGGAGGAAGGUCCAGUGAUAUGACCUACUGGGAAUAUACAAAACAACUAUCCUUCUGCUGGAUUCUUUGUUCAACUGGGUAGGUUCCACAUUAAAUAUGAAUAGUACAUUCAUUGUGCAGGCAAUGGGAAGGAGGGCCACUACAAUCUGUGACCCAACCCUUUCAAAUCUCAGAACAUAUGGAAGAGGAUAAAUUACUCUCCCAUAUCUUUGACUUUUCUCUUCCAUUGCUCUUCAUUGGCCAUUCUGGAGUCCACCUGAGCAAAUUCACACUCCAUCUGCUCUACCAAACCUACUUUCCUUCCCUUCCCUUCAUCUUGCUUUCCCCAUCAAGAAACUUGUAGGUUAAAUUUGAUAUCCAAGCACUGACUAUGGUUUAAAUGAUUAUAAACAUUUGUAAAAAUAGUGUGGUUUAAUCAUAUACUUUAUCUGCUACAAAUCUGAUUAUAUCGUACACACACAAAAUCAUACAAGAGCAAUGACAGCUAGGAAGACCAUCUAAGCAGCUUUAGAUGUGUUUAGAGCAAAUGCAAAAGGAGGGAUUCUUUCUUUUUGCUUAAGAUCUAGGCAAUUAGCUAAUUUCUC
Ceratotherium simum simum (southern white rhinoceros) is the source of this 5592-nucleotide messenger RNA. The record is from RefSeq and is a predicted model, not a curated record. Lineage: Eukaryota; Metazoa; Chordata; Mammalia; Perissodactyla; Rhinocerotidae.